AUGGAGGAAGAGGCGGGUUCCAGCGUGAGGAGGAUGGUGGACCCAGAUCCCGGAUACUAUUCUCCCAAUGAGUCCAUCCACUACGUGGGCUCCCCGGAGCCUCGUGGUCCCCUCGCGGCCUUCUGCCUGGCCUCCGUCAAGGAUUGCAAGAUCUUAUGCUUUGAGACCCGGAGGUAUUUGCACACCUGCUUCGACCGGGACUUCCUGGCCUCCAGCGCCAGCCGCCGGGAUCUCUGGCGCCUGCUGCUGCCGCUGCCGGGGAUCAUCGCGCUGGCAACGGACCGGGGCAAUCAUGAGUUGAUGUUCAUGGAUGCAGCGGCCUCAGUCCGAUUGCAGCGUGAGACAAUCUGCUAUUUGCUGAGCCUGCCACAGGAGGAGCGGGAAGCGAUGGAACAAGCAGAGAACUAUACCUUCACCAUGGAGCACCCCGCGCCAGAAACGGUUCCCGGCUCGCGAGCCUCGCGAUGCGGGGUGCUGGAGGCGGACACCGUGGCCGCAGCUAAGCUGCUGGAGCGUGUUGGUUUCAACGUUGUCCUCCUCAGCUUUGCGCAUGGGUACAACUGUGGUGGAGGCUUCGAGCAUGCGGGCGGCAGCCAGGAAGAGGCGAUCUUCCGCAGCACGUCGAUCUUUCUGAGUCUUUGGCCCCAUCGCCGGAAGGACGACGGGCCCGGGGUGCUGCGGCGGGGCGCCUGGAUCGGGGACUUCGACGCGGCGCUGCCCCGCAAGGAGCCCUUCUACGAGCACACGGAGUGCGGUGCAAUAUACUCGCCGCACGUACGUAUCGUGGAGGGCCUGGCAUCGGACGUGGGGCGCUGCCCAAAGGUGGCGGUGCUGACCGUGGCCGCGCAGGACGUGGGCCGUGUCAAGCCUUUCCGCCAAGACCUGCUGCGCGAGAAGAUCCGCACAACUUUGUGGGUCGCUGCGACCCAGGGCCAUGAUGCCGUGGUGCUGGGAGCCUUUGGCUGCGGAUAUUUCGGGAAUCCGCCAGAAGCUGUCGCUGAUACCUGCGAAGACGUUUUGAACACAGAGUUCAAAGGCGUGUUUCACUGCGUGGUCUUCGCGCUGCUGCGGGACCGGAAUUUUUCGAGCUUCGCCAAGCGUUUCCCCGUGGUGACGGAGGAAGACCUGGCCUCCUUGACCGGGCGGUGA
Molecule: messenger RNA, 1149 nt
Organism: Effrenium voratum
Lineage: Eukaryota; Dinophyceae; Suessiales; Symbiodiniaceae
Source: the annotation of a GenBank genome assembly